CUCCACUGAGUCGUCUCGCUCUGCCCCAGUCCUGUCACUGCCGGACUUCCACUGUUUUGAAUUUGACUCGAGAGAAAUUUAGCCCAUCGGGAUUUUGAUUUUUAAAGCAUAAGACACGCAAUGCAAAUCUUGUAAGGCACAAUUUGCCGACCCAAUACAGAAGGCAUCGACACCUAAUUGCAAAAGCCGUUUCCUACAGCAUUUGUAAGGACAACACGGGCAAGUUGGAUGACGGAAAAAGCAGCGCCGCCCAUGCUUUUGCUUCACCCAUCCAGGGGACUAAUCGAUGAAAAGUUCAGUUUAAUCGUCCAAAAUUUGUCACAAAAUCAAGAUAUCACCUUGCACGCGCUGAUCCACUCAGAUGAUGGCGACUACUGGGAAGCCUUUGGCCACUAUGUUAGUGAUGCUACAGGAUUUGUAAAUGUUGCCAAUGAUCCUAGUUUAGGAGGGACAUAUGAUGGCGUGGAACCCAUGGGACUGUUGUGGAGCAUGAGACCAGUACCUGGCAGUAGAAUUGGACUCAGGUUGAGGAAGAAGGAGGUCCACACUCCCAUGGUGGUUCACAUCUCUGUGUACAGGGGACACAGGAGUCAGGGUUUCAGGGAGCAGGUGGCCCUGGCGAGUGUCGUCACAGAGCGCUGGUACAUGGCCCCAGGAGUCCGCAGGGUCGACAUCACAGAGGGAGGGGUCACAGGGACCCUAUUCCUGCCACCAGGACCCGGGCCCUUCCCUGCCCUGUUGGACCUGUGGGGUGGAGGUGGCGGUCUGGUGGAGUAUCGCUCUGCCCUCCUGUCGUCGCAUGGCUUUGUCUCUCUGGCCCUGGAGUACAUGACACCCCGGACCUCUGGGGGCUCAACCUCUCAUGUGGGGAACGAAUACUUUGAGGCUGCGUUCACUGUUCUAAAACAGCACCCUCAGGUGUGUGGGGACAGUAUAGCGAUACUGGGCUUGUCCUUUGGGACCUCAGUGGCUUUGGGGAUGGCUGUGUACUCCACUGUGAUUCAGCCCAGGUGUUUGGUAUGUGUGAGUGGCAGUCAUGUCCAGCCGGUGAAAGGCUCACUCUCUGAUGUCUUCGGCGAGAUUAAUAAAAACGUCCGUAACACUCGCUAUGAUGAGGAGAAUCGAGUGAUCUGGCGGGAUCUGCUCCUACCCAUUCCAACUGAUCCAACCAAGAAAGUGGAUGUGGGGCAGCUGAAAUGUCCUGUUCUAAUGAUUGUGGGUGAGGAUGACCAAAACUGGCCUGCUACUGAGUCAGCAGAGGACAUGAAGCAGAUGAUGGAGAAAGCAGGAAACAGUCAUCUGCUGACCACUCUGUCCUACCCUGGAGCUGGUCACCUGAUUGAACCACCGUAUAGUCCUCAUAUCCGUGCCAGCAACUUCAUGGUGGCUGGGACAAAACAAAAGUGUAAUUUAACGUUGGUUGUGUGUGUGGUGUGUUUGUGUCCUUGUUAUUAUCAGAGACAGUUUGACAGUAUCUUAUUUUCUGUUUUGGGGAUGUGUCAUUUUCUACUGCUAAUCGACAAUACAACACACAUUAUCACAGUGAUAUGGUUGCAAUGACUCAUUUGUCUGGUAAUAUGUGAAGUACUCUCGUCACACAUGCUGUUUGUUUUUCCUGGAGAUAGACAAAUUACUCCCUGUUAAUGUUUUACGAGGCAAUAAAUAGAACUUAAAUCAAGUACAUUACAUACUGUCAGUCUGAAGAGCAAUUUAAAAGUAAUGGUUGUUUCCAUGGCUGUUUCUAGCAAAGAUCUAGAAAUGGGUUGUGUGAAGCAGUGGAAUAAUCACACUUGUUCUCUUUAUGUUUGCUGCUUCCCCUCCUGAUUUGAUUGCAGUGGUGGUUCUUUGGGGAGGAGAGACAGCACCACACUGUUACGCACAGGAAGACUCCUGGAAGAAGAUCCUUUCUUUUCUAGAGGAGCACCUAUAUAGAAGCACAGAUGUGACCUCACAGUCAAAUCUGUGACCAGGCCAGAGAC
Messenger RNA from Oncorhynchus gorbuscha (pink salmon), 1979 nucleotides. RefSeq names its product peroxisomal succinyl-coenzyme A thioesterase-like. The record is from RefSeq and is a predicted model, not a curated record. Lineage: Eukaryota; Metazoa; Chordata; Actinopteri; Salmoniformes; Salmonidae. Gene Ontology annotation, molecular function: fatty acyl-CoA hydrolase activity. The transcript is spliced from 10 exons. Gene Ontology annotation, biological process: fatty acid metabolic process; acyl-CoA metabolic process. Bases 229 to 1560 code for a protein of 443 amino acids.